AUGGUUCGAAUAUCGCAUGCUGCGUCCUAUUUUAUGCCUCUGUUCUGCUAUUCCAAACCUUCCGUGGUUGUGCUCGCUUGUGCAGUUACAGCGAUGGUGUUUGCGGCGGCUUAUAUGAGCUCGUUUCUGCUGAGCAAGCAGCAUGCCGAUCCCGAGCUGUUCAAACCCAAUGCUCAGGAUUAUUUUAGAACGUCCUUGCUCGGUGUCUUUUCGCCGAUUCUGUACUAUUUCAUCAAGACGUUCCUGUUCAACGCAAACCGGCAGUUCGUCAUACUGAACUUCCUGAUCGAUUUCGCUCUGAAUGACUGGUUCAUUCUGUUCAUCCUCGUCUGCCUGGCAUACCCGCAGCAGGAGCAGCGUGCCAAGGGAGAGUACACAAACGUGUGGCACAUUAUACCGAGACAGUCGUACGUCUUUGGCAUCGCCUGGUCGCUGGGGGAAUUCAUCAUAUGUGCGACUGCGAACCUGUUCAGCUACCAGGAGGUAGCCGGCGUUGGCGGAACCUUUGCGAGCAAGGGCGAUGUGGAGGAUAUGGUCUACGAAGUGAACCACGAUGCGGAGCCGCAGGACUCGCUGAGGAAGAAUAUCACUUUGUCCAAAUGCGUUGGGGUAAGACGCAACUCUUCCACGAUUUCUCAGAACGUUUACUGCUCAGAAUAUGAUUUGAACUACUACUAUGGCUCCACGAGAAAUACCGCAAGAAAAAACGCUGACGAAAGACCAGCAGAUGACACUGUGAUGGUGGUCGACCCAGCCGUCAACUCGCUGCGGCUCACUUUCUCCCGGGCUGACGACGGGUUCAAUAAAGAUGGCUCCAACAUCAGAGAUCCUAGACGCAUGGAGACCUCGAGCAGUGAACACACGGCCGCAAGAAAAUUUCUGCCCUUUCAGAACAAUCGGGAAUUGUUUCAGGCGCUUUUGCUGCUAGGCCUGGUGCUGACCAGCAACAUCCUCUCAAUCAUCGGUGAGUCGAUGAUAUUCUCCAUUUUCUUUAUCUAUGUUCCGCAACAUGACCCAGCCUUCUCCAGGGUCGUCAACUAUUUCGGGGGCAGAUCUUUCCAAUUCUUUCUCCUUACCGUUUUGCUGCCGUUUAUUCUGUUAAACCUGUUUGUUAACGUUGCGAUCUUUUAUUGGAACGACGUGGACGAAUCCCAUAGCCACUCACCGGAGACGCCACCCUCCACUGCGCAUCUUCUCACAAGAGACUACACCGACUUUUACGACUCGGACAUCUCCCUGCAGAGGUCCAGACCAGGUUCUAUGGGGUUCCCCGAGUCCAACAUUGCACUAGACCCCGGUGCAGACCCAACACCCUUCAUUUUAAUGACUUCACCCACCGAACUGCACUACUACAAUAACGGCAGUACGGGAAAUUACGAUACUGGCUCCAGAGUUUUGGCAAUAACGAAGAACAUCAUCAACGCAUGGAAGUCAGUGGCCAGAAAGGACUCCUUCGUACUUUCUGCGAUGUUUACCUGGGGAUUUCUGCUCUUUACAGUUGGUUUAUUUUCUACCGUCUUUUAA
This is a messenger RNA of Torulaspora globosa, 1524 nucleotides long. It is a transcript of the gene AIT1, whose product is annotated as Ait1p. The transcript has a single exon. The coding region runs from base 1 to 1524 and encodes 507 amino acids. The record is from RefSeq and is a predicted model, not a curated record. NCBI's taxonomy places the organism in Eukaryota, Fungi, Ascomycota, Saccharomycetes, Saccharomycetales, Saccharomycetaceae.